Molecule: messenger RNA, 1424 nt
Organism: Saprolegnia parasitica CBS 223.65
Lineage: Eukaryota; Oomycota; Saprolegniomycetes; Saprolegniales; Saprolegniaceae
Exons: 1
Coding region: 1-1371 (456 amino acids)
Cellular component (GO): cytoplasm
Molecular function (GO): oxidoreductase activity
Source: RefSeq, a predicted model, not a curated record
AUGAAAGGUCGCACCCACCGCGGGUCUGCGGUCGCAAGAGGCUUUGACGCGCCGCGCGUCCUGCCCCAGCCGCACCGCGUCGUCGUGUGCGGCGGCGGCAUCGUCGGCCUCGCCACGUGCUACUACCUCGCGCGCAAGGGCCACGAGGUCGUCUGCAUCGAGCGCGAGGCCAGCAUCGGCUGCACCGCGUCGGCGGCCCACGACGGCACGUACUUUGACGCGACGCUCUACUCGAGCUGGGCCGACAUGUCGCUCUUGUACCAGAAGCACCACGCCAAGCACAAGCCGUUCCGCGUCCACCCGCGCGCGUGGCUCGACCCGUCCUUCUGGUCCUGGGGCGUCAAGUUUAUGCUCAACAUGUCGAGCAAGAAGGCCAAGGACAACAUGCGCAAGACGCGCGACCUCGACUUCUACAGCCAGCGCAAGCUGCAAGAGCUCUUCCGCAUGUUUCCCGAGCUCGAGGACGAGCUCGACUCGGUCGCCGAAGGCACGCUCGAGCUCUUUGCGUCGGCGAGCACUGCGGACGAGAUUAUGGACUCGGACCGCAUCAAGCACAGCAUGGAGUACCGGUACCCGCUGACGCCCGUCGACAAGACCGAGGGCCUCGAGAUCGAGCCGGCGCUGCGCCCGGACGCGAUCCGGCUCGGCGCCAUGUUCUCGCCGAUUGGCACCAACGGCGACGUCCACAAGACGUGCCUCGCGCUCGCGCAGCUCUGCAAGCGGCACGGCGUCAUGUUCCGCUGCAACACGGAGAUCGAGGACGUCCUCGUCGUCGACGACCGCGUCGUCGCCGUCCAAGUCCGCAACGGCGACCUCAUCGAAGGCGACUCGUUCGUGCUGGCGCUCGGAAACCACACGUCGGCGGUCGCCAAGCUCGCCGGCGUCAAGCUGCCCAUGUACCCGAUCAAGGGCUACGUGCUGCGCGUGCCGACGACGGCAAAUGCGACGCCGCUGAAAUGCAACGUCUACGCGGGCGGCCAAGCGCUCAUCUCGCCCGAGCGGGACGACAUGGUUCGCAUCUCGGGCGGCGCCGACAUCACGGGCUUCAACUACAAGAAGGACGCGAAGCGCAUUGCGUCCUUGCUGGCGCACGCCAAAAAGUGCUUUCCGGACGGGUACCUCGACGAGGCCAAGAUGACGACGCAGGUGUGUCUGCGCCCGGUCAGCGCCGACGAAGUGCCGUUGAUCGGCCAGACGCUGGUCGAAAACCUAUUUAUCAACGCCGGCCAUGGCUCGAAAGGCUGGACGCUUGCCUUCGGCGCCGGCGCGCUCCUCGCCGACCAGAUCAGCGGCCGCGCGCCCGAGAUCAACAUUGAAAAGUACUCGCCGCUGCGGUUUGGCCUCUUUGCCACGCAGCAAACCCAGCCCUAGUUUUAGAUAGACGCCCUAUGAAAAUUUAUUCUCUUAUUUAGUUGACACACCAC